This is a messenger RNA of Ornithorhynchus anatinus (platypus), 1888 nucleotides long. It is a transcript of the gene BLOC1S3, whose product is annotated as biogenesis of lysosomal organelles complex 1 subunit 3. Bases 282 to 836 code for a protein of 184 amino acids. The transcript has a single exon. Gene Ontology annotation, cellular component: BLOC-1 complex. The record is from RefSeq and is a predicted model, not a curated record. NCBI's taxonomy places the organism in Eukaryota, Metazoa, Chordata, Mammalia, Monotremata, Ornithorhynchidae.
CCCGCCUCCCCGCCGCUCACGUGAUCCCGCCGCCCCGGGGGCCUCCUCCCGGACCCGGUGCCGGACCUCCGGGGCUAGGCGCCCCCCCCUCCCCCGCCGGUGGCGCUCGCCACGGUGCUUCUCCCCAAGUAAGCGCUGAACAGCUGCCAUUUUUAAUAUUAUUAUUUAUCAUUCUAGGAGAACGGCCCCGCCGCCGCGGGUUCCGGCCUAGCGCUUCCGCCUCGCCUUAGCCCUCGUUGCACCGCACCUGGCCCGACCUCGUUUUCCCGCCCCGCCGCGCCAUGGCCCGGGCCCGGCAGGACACGGUGGUGCCCGGCGAGGCGGAGGAGACCGACGACGACGACGACGAGGAGGAGCUGUACCUGAGCUCCGUGGGCGCCGGAGCCCCGGCCGGCCUGCAGGUCCCCGGGGAGGCGGAGGAGACGGAUUCGGAGGGCGAGGCCCGGGAGGCCCUGCCGGCCCGCUGCCACCUGCCGCCCCUCGUCGUGCUAAGGGAGGCCGUGGCCGAGGAAGAGGGCCCGGUGGCGGCCUUCCAGUCGCCCGCCGGCCGCUGCCCGUCGCUGCUGCAGCAGAAGUUGCUGGAGAGCAACGACCGGUUGGGCCACGACGUGCGGGCCGCGCUAAGCCGCCUCUACCGCACCGCCAGCCACGACAUCGGGGGGCUCAGCGCCCAGCUGGGCAGCGCCCAGGGGGCCGUCCUCGGGGCGGCCCACAGCAUCCGCCUGGCCCGCGGCGACCUUCGCGCCGUGGCCGAGCAGAUCGACAUCAUCACCAGCUGCGGCCUCCUGCCGGACAUCCGCCUGCCGCCCCACCCCGACGCCCCGGACCCCCCCUAACCUCCCCAAGGACCCCGACCUCCACCUGCCUGGGACGGGGUUGUCGGGGACCCCGGCCCGACCCCGCUCCGGUACGGUCGGUGGGCUGGGGGCCGCCCCGCGCCUCUCCCCUCCAGGCCGUGUCCCCGGCGGACCCUGGUGGGUGGAUCUGUUGGGGGAUGCGGGCGGGGAGGGGGCGUCGGGGAGGGUUCAGGGGGGCGCCCCCGGCCCGGCGGGUUCCAGUGGGGAUCCGGGGGCUUCGGCCGGGUGGAUCGAUCGGUGAGCCCGGCCUGGGUCGACCCUCACCGGGCCCCGUGACUGGACACCGGAAGGCAAUAAGGGGACAUCUCGGGCCGUCCCCUUCUCCAGCGGGGCUGGCCAGGAGGGUGUAGGGAUUGUGGGGAGGGGCGGGGGGCUCAUGCCCUGGCUGCCCUUUUCCUCCGUAUCCCAUCGCUUCCCAGUCAGUUCGCCCUUGGAAACGAGGACCCCUCAGCCCUACUCUGCUCUCGUGAGGGUCGGGACCCCGGGUGAAGGGUGUAGCCGGGACGGGCCCCGGUGACUGCGGCGGGAUCAGGCCGAUUCCCGGUCCCCAGCGUCCCCUGCCGCAACCCAGUGCCUUCGAGAGGGCCGGGCCCUGCCCUUCUCAUGGAGACCCUGGGGUCGUCUCUCCCCACAGUACCAGCUCGCCAUUCCGGGACCCAUGGAGCUCUGGACUCUGUCCCCACCCUGGGGGUGCUGCCAGGCUGGGGGGAGGCAGUGACCUAAGCCCGUGGUUGUGGGGUGAGUGGAGGGCGAGGUCGGGGAAGGCGGGCUUGAGGGUGCGGCGCAGCCGGGAAACGAGGCCAGGCUGUAAAGACGUCCCGGAGGAGGUGUCCUUGGAGGACAGGCUGGGCGUGGUGGGGUCCCGCGCCCUCUUCUCUCUUUCUUGAGCCGCCAGCACCCUUGAGGAGAGGACUCAGUUCCAUGCGUCAUUGUGGGGGACCCUGAAAUCGGUUACGGAGGCCGUGGAAUAGAGAAUGCUUACGUUAAUGAGACGGCGCUGCGCUUGCCAAUAGGAUAUUUGUGUUAACGAG